Lampris incognitus (smalleye Pacific opah) is the source of this 7930-nucleotide messenger RNA. Its product is annotated as trinucleotide repeat-containing gene 6A protein-like. The transcript is spliced from 27 exons. The record is from RefSeq and is a predicted model, not a curated record. Lineage: Eukaryota; Metazoa; Chordata; Actinopteri; Lampriformes; Lampridae. The coding region runs from base 596 to 6316 and encodes 1906 amino acids. Gene Ontology annotation, biological process: positive regulation of nuclear-transcribed mRNA poly(A) tail shortening; miRNA-mediated post-transcriptional gene silencing. Gene Ontology annotation, cellular component: P-body; nucleoplasm. Gene Ontology annotation, molecular function: nucleic acid binding.
CGCCUCCCCUCGUAGAUGCUGCACACUCGUUGAAUUUUGUUUUAGCCUUACAGCCCGGCUUUCCCUUUCCACUCUGUUGCACUUUAUACUUUACAAGAGAUUCGGAAUUGGAAGCUGUCGCUACCAAAGAAACUGAACAGUCUAAACAGGGAACCCACCCACAGAGGGAAGGACAGUGGAUGGAAGAGAGGGAGAGAGAGUGACGAGGAAGGAGGAUAAGACGUCACAAGAUUCGAUAACGGUGCCAGCGCAUAUCAAGUCCAGGCAGUUCUAACCCUACACCACAUACACCCCCCCCACCCCACGCACACGCACAGACGCGCAGAAGCAUUCACACACGCACACACACACACACACACACAACCGCACACUGUUCAGCACGUCCUCAGCGAUGCCAAGGCGGCCUGCUCUGCCUGCCACCCGCUCUGACAAACCCCGCCCCUUUGCCUGUGACCCCUGAGGCUGCGUCCUCUGAGCCGUGACUUUUUGACCUGCCCCUGUCGCCCUGGGAAGCAGAGGUCAGCUGUCCUCCACUCAGCCAGGGGGCGCCCUCACUCCCGGGCAGGAGCCACAGCCACUCUCCACACUCACAGGCAUGGCUCCCAUUCGGGACUCCGUCAGCUCCUCUCCUAGUCAGACAGGUUUGGAGCAUCCUGGUCUGGACUCACAGUAUGAGCCUUCACCCUGGUCCUCUGGCUCUCCCUGCAGCAGUGACGGCAAUAGCAACUGGGGCAAAGUCCUAGUCGACGGAAAUACAGACAAACCCAACAACCCUUCCUCCACUAACUCGUCUGUCUGGCCCCCUUCUUCCUCAUCUUCCUCAUCCUCCUCAUCUUCCUCCUCUGGCUGUGGGUCAGGAUCAGACCCUGAAUUAGCGUCAGAAUGCAUGGAUGCAGACUCUAGCUCCUCCAGCUGCUCGGAGAAGAACCUUGCCACUGCUGCUGCUACAUCAGUGAUGAUAUCAUCGGCAAAUGCUUCCUCUGCAUCUUCUAUGACUUCCUCCUCCUCUUCUUCAGUGACUUCUGCCAUGAUGGCCGGCCUUUCAGUGAAUGGAGACAGCAAUGGGAACAGCCGGCAGAUCGUUGGCGGAGGGAUGGGAAUCAUUGGCAGUGCAAAUAAUGGGAAUAAUAAUGUCUGCAGCUCACCCCAUAACUCCAUGGCCGGUUCUGGCAAUAUCGGCAGCAAUAAUGUCAUGGGUAACCACAGCAACAGCAGCAACAAGCUUGUCAGUAACAGUGGUGUGUGGGGUGCCCCGCCAGGCAACAACAACAUAACCACUGGUGGCAGCAGCUCCUGUGUCAACGGUGGCUUGAACCCGAGCACUUUGAACCCAAAUGCCAACCACGGUGCCUGGCUCCAGAACCCAACCCCGAACGCGGUGUCCCAGGGCCAACGGCCACCACAGGCCCUGGGAAUUGGCUCUAAACUGGGAAUGGCUCCCCACCAGGGCCCCUUGUUGGGUUGGGGUGGUGUGGCAGCUCCAGACAACAGCAGCAUGAUGGAGGAUACCAAGGUGAACAAUGGUACAGCGAGCAACAAGGUGUUAGGAAGCAGCAACAAUGGAAAUGGUGGCCAGCAGCCUACCAACCUUAACACUGAACCCAAUGGACCAAAUAACACUAUGAUAAUGAAUUCUACUACUACGACUACUAACGCCACAAUGACCUCUAGCCUACCAAACUCUUCCGCCUUGCCCCAGCUUAGCAGGGAUGGGUCAUGGGGCUCCAUUGGAGCAGGAAACGGGAGUCUAUUGGCCAACGGAACCUCUUCUACAAUCCCCCAGCAUGCCCAUGGAGAGCCGGGAGGUCCUGGGUCCUUCAGUACACCUUGGGGCGGCACUACCUACUCCGGAGAUAAAGGCCCCACUAAUGCAGACACUGUGAACCCCCAAAACCCUACCUUAAUGCAGGCUGGGAAGCCCCAGUUUUCCUCUGCUGCUGCUUACAAGAGUAAUAAUAACCACAACAACACUGGGGCCUCACGCUGGGACCAGGGGCUUGCCAACAACCCCAAACCUGCUCAGAGCAGUUUGUCUUGGGGUGCCAGCUCUAAUCAAGUUGCCAGCUCAACAGGCCAAGCUGUAGGUAACGGGAACCCCAACAUGAUGGGCCCUCCCGCAGGGAUACCUCGUCCCUGGGGAAGCAGUGCCUCUUCCUCUUCCUCGUCAUCCUCGUCCUCAUCCUCAUCCAACAAUAAGUUGUCCAACGGGGAAUGGGGCACAAUGCCUCCCAGUAACAAUCAUGGAGAUGCUGGAAGCCGUAAAGGAAGCUGCUCCAACAAUGGCUGGAAGAGUCUAGAGGACGAUGCCUUAGGCAUGGGAGGAGGUGGAAGCCAGGGCCCAGGGAGUGUGAGUGGAAGCUGGGGUCGCUCUGGGGGGAGUGAGGGAAGUGGCGAGAGCUCUGGAGGCCGUUCUGGAUCAGACAGGGACAGCAGCCAGCCGAGAGGGGCAAACCGCCGAAGAGGUCCCCACGGUACAUCGGUGCUCUCCACUCUGGCCCGAGCUGAUGUGGACCCCAGGGUUCUGUCCAACACUGGAUGGGGACAGACACCUGUACGUCAGAACACAGCCUGGGAUGUCAAUUCUCCCUCUACCAGCCACCACCAGGGCCCCAGAGGAGAAGAGAGGAAGCCUAAUAAUGGAGGUUCUGGCUGGGGUACGACAGCCAGUGGAGCCCCUUCCCAGAACUCAAACUCUGGAGGUUGGUGUGACGGACCAGGGAGCUCAGGUCAAGACAUGGGAGGUUCUGGCUGGGGAGAGCAAAGACCGACCUCUGGGUGGGGUGACAGCAAAGGCCCAGGGAGUGGAGGAGGACCCCAGGGAGGCUGGGAUGAUGGAACCAGCUACAAGGGGAACAACAACAGCAACAGCCAUAACACCUGGAACAACAAUAUGAAUAAAGAUGACAGGUCGAACACCUGGACCAAUGCCCCCAAGCAGUCUAAGCAGCAGGGCUGGGGCAACAGUAAUGGAAGUGAUGGUUGGGGCAAUGGAGGGGAUGGCUCCAGAGGAGGGGCGAGCAACCACUGGGUUGAACCUCCAAAAGCUGCUGGGUCGGUGGGCUGGGAAAGCGACAGCGACCGGUCUGGUUCUGGAUGUUGGAGCGAGCCAAGCCGAACCAACACCAGCAGUGGCAACACCUGGGUCGGGAGCGGGGGUUCCAAUACCUCCGACCAAAGCACGCCGAACCUGGGCUCAAACUGGGGCGAACCCAUCCCCAAACCCAACUCUCAGAGCAACAGCCAGAGCUGGGGGGAGCCUCAGUCGAUGAAGUCCAACCAUGGCACCCAGAACUGGGGCGAGACAACUCCUAAACCCUGUAACCCGUCUAACGAGUGGGGGAAGGGUCCUGAAUCAAAUAUGUCAAGAGGCAACCAAGGCCCCAACAAACCCACAGGCUGGUUGGGAGGGCCCAUGCCAACAGCUUGCAUUAAGGAGGAGGCGGCGACGGGGUGGGAGGAGCCUUCUCCCGAGUCCAUCCGUAGGAGGAUGGAGAUUGAUGAUGGGACAGCAGCAUGGGGCGACCCAGGUAAAUACAGCGGGGGAUCUGUCAACAUGUGGAACAAGACCGGCCAGUCAGACCAGGAGGCCAUGGGCAUGGGCCUGCCCUCUCAGCACCAUUCCCACCAGUCGCAGAGCUCGAUGCAUCCUCCUCCUCAGCCUAUGCAGCCUCCGGUCCAGGAGAAGAACAGCAGCCCAGGUUGGGGUGAGCCGUACCCCCAGCAGAAGGAGUCCUCCUCAUGGGGCGAGCCUGCUGCCGGUCCUCCGGUGACGGUGGACAAUGGGACGUCAGCCUGGGGGAAGCCCAUCGACAGUGGCUCCACCUGGGAUAAUUCCAGCAGGGAGUCUGGCUCUGGAUGGGGAGGCCAGCACAAGACUGGUCCCAAGCCCAUGGAGACUUGGUGUGGUGAGGACGUGUCCAUGGGCUCCAGCUGGGACCAGGAGGAGGAGGUAGAGAUUGGCAUGUGGAGUAACACCACCAGCCAGCAGGACAACAGAUCCCAUGACCAGAACACCUGGAACUACAAGAAUAAAGGCCCCAACAAGAUGAACAAGCCAGUCAACAAGCAGGACGAAUCCUGGAUGAAACCAUUCAUCAACCAGUUCAACAACAUGAACUUCCCUAGAGACUCUCCUGAGGACUCCAUGAAGGCUGGAGGAGGGAUGGUGCAGGACAAGCGUAUGGAUGUGGGCGGCAUGGGAGACCUUAACGGGCUGAUGGGGAAGAACCCUGGGUCUCGACACCAGCUCCACAAGGACUCUCCCAUGGAUCGCAGCCCUUACUAUGAUAAGCUGUCCGCUUCCCCUUCUGCUUACGAUAAUCCCGCCUCCGAGGAGCUCUCCUCCAAUCACAGCGCAAGCUUUCCCCCUUCCAACUCUGCUCAGCCUAUCCCCUGUCACCACUCCGGGCAGGUCCCUGCCCACGCUAGCCCAGGGGCUACUAGGCAGAAUGUAAACCCAAUUUUGGGUGUCAAUAGUGUAGCACAGGGCCGUGGCGGCCCCCAGCCCCAGGUCCCCCCCCAACCCAGCCCCCGCAACCAAGUGCCUCCACCCAUCCUUCCCUCUCAGGUUCCUCCAUCCCUGUUGAAGUACCCAGGUGGGAAUGGAGCUCUGAACCCUUUGUUUGGCCCUCAGCAGGUGGCUGUCCUCAACCAACUGACCCAACUCAAUCAUCUGUCACAGCUUAACCAGAUCAACCAGUUACAGCGUCUCCUACUUCAGCAACAGCAGAAAGCUCAGAGCCAGAGAGCCAUGCCUGUGGGACGCCAAAAUGAGACUCGUCCAAUUGGUUCGUCCCCAUCAAUGAUGCAGCUGCCACGGCACCUGGACCCCUCUCUGCUGAAACAGGCUGCGCCUCUCAAACCCUACCUGGACAACUACAUGCCCCACAAUGCGCCUGAGCUGCAGAAGGACCCUGCCACCCUCAGCUCCUUCAGCAAUUUCCCUUUAGGCUUGAACUCUAAUCUGAAUGUAUCCCUGGACAUGGGGGGUGGCAGCAGUGGUGGUGUUGGUAGUGGUGCUGGUGGAGGUAUAAGCUACAAGGAGCCGCCUCAGUCCAGACUGAAGAAACUUUGGGCUACAGACCCUCUAGAGCAGAACAGCAAACCUGGUGCUAUGUCAUCUGGGCUGCGUCUGGAGGACCCUCCUUUCUAUGAUUUCUUGUCUCCUGGCCCCUCCCCCCUGAGUCCUCCUGGCCAAUCAGUGGGCGACAGCUGGCCCCCCCGUGCCAACUCCCCCCCUCCCCAUGGAAACACCAUCACCUGGCCCCCAGAGUUCCGGCCCGGGGAGCCUUGGAAAGGUUACCCCAACAUUGACCCUGAGACUGACCCCUAUGUGACCCCCGGCAGUGUCAUCAACAACCUCUCCAUCAACACCGUCCGUGACACAGACCACCUCAGGGAUAGGAACAACGGGCCAUCCUCAUCAUUAAACACCACGAUGCCUUCUAACAGUGCCUGGUCAUCCAUUCGUGCCUCCAGCCACAGCGGUUCCCUCACCAGUACAGCACAAAGCACUUCAGCCAGACCUAGUGAGUCCAAGUGGUCUCCCGGCAGUGGCUCCGUGUCCAACUCCUCCCUGGCCCAUGAGCUGUGGAAGGUCCCCCUGCCUCCCAAGGCCCUGUCUGUGGCAGCCCCCUCCAGACCCCCGCCUGGCCUCACCGGACAAAAGCCCAGCUCGGCCUCCUCAGCCUGGGAGGGCUCUGCUUUGAGGCUGGGUGGCUGGGGCUCCACUGAGUCCAGAUACACACCUGGUUCUAGUUGGGGCGACAACAGUACCAGCAGCUCAGGGAGAACCCAAUGGCUUGUUCUCAAGAAUCUCACACCUCAGAUCGACGGCUCUACGCUGAGGACCCUGUGCAUGCAGCAUGGUCCUCUGAUCACAUUCCACCUCAACCUGCCGCACGGCAACGCUGUGGUCUGCUACAGCUCCAAGGAUGAGGCCACCAAGGCCCAGAAGAGCCUUCACAUGUGUGUUUUGGGGAACACUACUAUUCUGGCUGAGUUUGCCAGCGAGGAGGAAAUCAACCGUUUCUUUGCACAAGGGCAGUCACUGGCCGCUCCCUCCUCGGGCUGGCAGGCCAUUGGCUCCUCUCAGAGCAGAAUGGAACAGUCCCACCCCUUUCCCAGCCGUGCCCCCGAACCCAACCAAUGGAAUGGCAGCGACCUUCACAGCUCCUCCCUCUGGGGCGGGCCCAACUAUUCCACUAGCCUAUGGGGGAACCCCAGUGGCACCGAGGCCGGGAGGAUCAGCAGCCCUUCUCCAAUCAGCUCUUUCCUCCCGGUGGAUCACCUGACAGGAGGCGGGGACUCCAUGUGAACUGCCUGUCAAUCAAACAGGUCGGGGGAGGGGUCAGUAGAGAAUCAUUAAUAAUCACCAAAAGAAAACAAACAAAAAUAAUUUAAAAACAAAAAAAAAAACCACAAAAAAAAAGUAGUUUAAGAAAGAAAAAAAAAAAGCAAUGGCACUAGUUGGACUUUUUCUCACAAGAUAUUCAAAAACGGGGUGUCCCCUGUGGAAAAUAAGUUACUUUUCUCUCUCUCUGCACAUAUGUCCACUUUGUUUUAGCCCAAAAACAUAUCAGUCGGAAUACUUGAAUCAUGCAGGCCAAUUCUAUAAUGUGAACGAUGGAUAUUCGCUUCCAGGUAGUGCUCUUUCAGACCGAAAAAAAGCUUCAAUCGAGCUCAUUAUAUAUUUUUUGUUUCAUUUAUCAUGUUUAUUUGAAUUCCAAUUCUUUUAUUUUUUUAACGUUUUAUUUUUUUUGUUUAUUUUUUUUUUGUUUAUUUUUUUUUUCUUAUUUUAUUUUUGUUUAUUUUUAUUUUUUUUUGCAUUUGUUUGCUGACAAUGUUGGAGUAUGAGCUUUUUUUAACUUUGCACUGAAUGUGGUUUUUUUCUCAGUAUAUAAUCUGCAAUAUAGAGGGAGCAGCCAGUUUUUCCAGUGUAGCUGUUUACUCAUUGAGGUCCUUACCGUGCGUGUGUGUGUGUGUGCGUGCGUGAGUGUGUGUGCGUGUGUGUGUACGCGCUCCUCUCUGCCUUGGCACGCCUACCUUACUGCGUUGUCGUGGAGAUCAACAGAUAGAUGAAAGAAGAAUUAAAAGCUGAUUUAGGAGGGUUAUCUGACUAUAUGAAAAGUGACAUUAAAAAGUAUUGCACCAAUUUUGUGUUUUAAAACUAAAGAACGUUGAGCUCUGCAGUGCAAAGGACUGUAGCCGCAGCUGGGACUAGCGAGCCCCGCCUGUCCUACUGUAGGGGGGUGGGGCUUAUCUAGCAAGCCCCUCCCACUAUCCCCCUAGUGGGCAGAGGGGGAACAGCACUUUCAGAAUAGGCUUUCAAUGUUGUUUUGGAGGUGCCACACUGCAACCUCUUGUUUACAAGACUUAGGAGGCAGAACGUGUGUUCAUUCUUCCUUCAUUUUAAUGACAAAACGGAAUAAAAAAUGGUAAAAAAAAAUCUACAAAAACAAAAAUAAAAACCACAAAAUCUUUCAAAAAAAAAAAAACAACAUAAAAGUUGAAGAAAAACAGGAUUUAAAAAAAAAAAAAGAAUUUAAACUCUUAUUGAGGAUGAAGACGAUGCUUUGUAACUCUGGGAAUUCGGAUCAGUGUUUUUGGCCAUGGCAUUGGUUAUUUGAACUAUUCCUCUUUUUGUCUGCGAAAUAACCAGCAAUGGUUCUCAGGAAAUCAAGCCAGUUUUCCCCCCUCGUAGUUGAAUUAAAACAAAAAACAAAAAAAAAAAAAAAAAAAAAACUACUACUACUCCUUGUAGGAAAGGAAAAUCCAACUUCUAGCACUGAAGAAUACGUAUAGGUCUGUAAGUUUUUUUCUCUGCCAAAUAACUGCUUUAAGCUGGAGAAACUCAACACACUGCUUUCCAAUAUGCUGUCUUUUGAGAGGGGAUAUGUGAUGUGUGUGUGUGUGUGUGUGUGUGUGUGUG